AUGGCGGAGCAGAAGAACGCGGCCGUGGCGCUGGCCGUCGACGUCGAGUCUGGCCAGGGCCCCAGGUCGGUGCCGCACUGGAAGCUCGUCGUAGACCAAGCCCUCGUCACCCCCGAGGUGCUGAACUGGAAAUACGAAGGCAGUGGAACCGUGGAAGAUCCCUUCGUGGUCAAAUGGAUCGAGCAUGACCCCAGAAACCCGAUGACCUGGUCAAAGACAUACAAGUACUGUCUCAGUGUGACCAUGGCGCUGGCCACGCUGGCCGUGGCAUUCUGCUCCUCCGCAUAUUCCGGAGCGUUGACCAGCUUGGUCAUGGAGUUCGGCAUGAGUCUGGAAGUCGCCACGUUGGGCAUGUCAUUCUUCGUCUUGGGCUUCGCUCUGGGUCCGCUUCUCUGGGCUCCCUUCAGCGAACUCUAUGGUCGCCAGAUUCUGUUUAUCCUGACUUUCGGGGCGUUUACCUUUUUCAAUGCCGGCUCGGCGGGUGCGCAGAACACAGCAACGAUCCUGAUCCUGCGCUUCUUCGCCGGCUCGUUUGGAUCGUCGCCUUUGACAAACGCCGGUGGUGUUAUUGCGGAUAUGUUCAAUGCGAAGGACCGUGGCCUUUGCAUGAGUAUCUUCAGCCUUGCACCUUUCAUGGGACCUGUUCUCGGACCAAUUGUUGGAGGUUUCCUGGGCGAAGCCGAGGGAUGGCGUUGGAUCGAAGGCCUCAUGGCCAUCUUCUCCGGGGUAUUGUGGAUCGCUGGUAGCGUCUGCAUGCCCGAGACAUAUGCUCCCGUCCUCCUGAAGAAGCGUGCCGCGAAACUGUCCCAGAUGACCGGCAAGGUCUACCUCAGUCAGGCCGAGAUCCGCCAAGGACCAAUUUCGCUCAAGGAAGCCCUUUCGACGAGCCUGUCUCGGCCAUGGAUUCUGCUGUUCAAGGAGCCGAUCGUGCUGCUCUUGACCAUCUACCUCGGAGUCAUCUACGGUACUCUGUACAUGCUCUUCGGCGCGUACCCCAUCGUGUACCGGAUUGAGCGCGGCUGGACUGCCGGCAUCGCCGGGCUCCCUUUCAUCGGCAUCGCGAUUGGCAUGGUGGGGUCGGUCGUGUACACCAUCGUGUUCGACGACAAGCGGUAUCGGCGCAACGUGGAAGAGCACGACGGGUAUGCGCCUCCUGAGGCUCGUCUUCCGCCCUGCCUGCUCGGCGGCCUCAUCCUCCCGCUCGGCCUGUUCUGGUUCGCGUGGACAAACUACCCCUCGAUGCCGUGGGCGGCGAGCGUUGCCGCGGGCAUCCCCUUUGGCUUCUCGAUGGUGCUCAUCUUCUUGAGCGUGAUGAACUACCUGAUCGACUCGUACACGAUCUUUGCGGCGUCGGUGCUGGCGGCGAACUCGGUGCUCCGUUCUGUUUUUGGUGCUGCGUUCCCGCUCUUCACGAAGCAGAUGUAUGCCAACUUAGGGAUUCACUGGGCGUCAACUGUCCCCGCGUUCUUGGCGCUUGCGUGUCUACCGUUCCCCUUCCUCUUCUACAAGUACGGCGGCUCGAUCCGGAUGAAGUGCAAGUACGCGGCAGAGGCGGACGCUUUCAUGAGGAGCCUGCGCGAGUCGGCGGAGCCCGUCACGGGGCCCUCGUCCGAGGCGGCGCCAUCGAGCAGGGGAGAGGAGGUGGAGGAUGAGAAGGAGGCCGCGGAGACGGGCAGUGGUGAGGGAGAAGAGGAGCCAAGAUUCGCGAGGAUCAAGACGGGCCACUCGGUGGCGACGCAUAGGGAGGUGCCGCAGUACGAGGAGAGCCCGUUCGAGAUUGACCGGGUGCACACGCGGGAAAGCUUCCGCUCGCACAGAUCAAAGGCGGAGAGCUUGGCGCGGAAGGUGAGCAGGAGGAAAUGA
Molecule: messenger RNA, 1863 nt
Organism: Diplodia corticola
Lineage: Eukaryota; Fungi; Ascomycota; Dothideomycetes; Botryosphaeriales; Botryosphaeriaceae
Product: mfs multidrug transporter
Exons: 6
Coding region: 1-1863 (620 amino acids)
Biological process (GO): transmembrane transport
Molecular function (GO): transmembrane transporter activity
Source: RefSeq, a predicted model, not a curated record